This is a messenger RNA of Macaca mulatta (Rhesus monkey), 3353 nucleotides long. NCBI's taxonomy places the organism in Eukaryota, Metazoa, Chordata, Mammalia, Primates, Cercopithecidae. The record is from RefSeq and is a predicted model, not a curated record.
AUGGACAUCUGUAUCUGUGCUGCUGAUAUGAAAGCAAGUGCCGGUCGGCAGAGAGCGCGGAGAGACGCAGAACGCAGCCAGCUCCUCCAGGGCCCUGCAGGCCCUCCGCCCCCGGGCCGGCGGGUGAACUGGGGGGCCCUGGGACAGACCUACCCUGUGCUAUGCAGAUACCGGAGGCCUCUGCUGCGGCUGCCCACUGGCUGUGCCCAGGCCUUGAAGCCGCAGCGAACCUCUCUUCCCCACCCCACCUCGGUGACUGAUGGCGGCGGCGGCCUCUCCCAGCCCGGACUCGGCCGGCCGCCGGGUCUUCCGGCCCAAGCCUGCCGGGCCUCAAUGAAACCCCGGCAGAGCCGCCGGGACGCAGCGCCUUUGGGCGGCGGCGGGCGUGACGGGCCGGGAAGCAUGGCGGCCGCUGGAACGCCGCGGGCGGAGGCCAUUAGGGCGUGUAGGGCCCUGGAAGGCGGCCUAAGGACGCAGGCAGGCUCGGCUGCCUCUUUAGGCCACAGAGCCGCGCAGAUCCGGUUCCCGGGUGACCACUCUGUCACCAUUGGGCGAGACCUACCUAGUCCUGACGACAACGGACAAAGGCCUUAACGGGCCUGGGAGGUGAGCGAAGUCCCGAACGACGGCAGGUGGAACGAUUAGCGGCCAUCGGGCAGUUGGCCUUCGUUCUGCCAGACUUUGCUGUCUGGCAGAGAAGAGAGAAAUGGUAGAAGACAGGCCACGUUUGGCCCUUUGUAAAUGCCCACCACCCUCUGGGAAGAUUUACUGGUCGAUUAUGGAAGGCUUGCGUAUAUAAUGUGAAAAAGCUGCUCUCAACUCCACCCCAACCUCUUAAUAGAAAACAUUUGUCACAUCUAGCCCUUUUAGAUGGAAAGAGGUUGCCGACGUAUGAUAGAGUUAGAAAGUCACACAUCUUGUAAAUUCUCAUUUGUUUAAAAGAAAUCAUAGAAAAUACAUGUCUUCUGGAGAUGAAGAUCUUCUGGAGACGUGACUUUUGGAAAUGAAGUUGUUAGACGGCCUCUGGAAGCGAUACGUCCACGUUUGUUAAGUGGGUUAGAUGACACGGAGCUGGAAGACGUGAGAAGGAAGAGAAGAAGGUUCUAUGCUAGACUGGUCAUAUUUAAAAGACAUUUUCAUAUUCUAUCCAUUGUUUUGUGUGCAUUUUAUUCCUCACUAUUGUGUAUAUAGUUGACAAUGCUAAGAUUUUUUGAAAUGUCUGUUCUUUUUAGAUGUUCUGAAGUGCCUGAUAUAUGUUAAAAUUAGAGGUAGCAAAAUAACAUUUUGUAAAUAUCUUUUUGUUACAAUUCAUAUUUUUGGGGGGGAAUGACCGAAUCACCUGUUGAGUAAUACUCAUUGUGUUUGUGCAGUGGUUCAGAGGAAGAGAGAGGAGGGGGAGGUGCAGAGAGUUCUAUGCCAUCCUGCUUACAGCGAGGCAAGAUGAAUCAUUAUCUCUGCAUUUUGUUUUGCUUAUCUGUGUAUAUAGUGUACAUAAAGGACAGACGAGUCCUAAUUGACAACAUCUAGUCUUUCUGGAUGUUAAAGAGGUUGCCAGUGUGACAAAAGUAGAGUUUAAACUAAUAUAUUUUGUACAUUUUGUUUUACAAGUCCUAGGAAAGAUUGUCUUCUGAAAAUUCAAUGUCUUCUGAGUUGAUGGAGAUGGGAAGGGUUCUAGGCCAGAAUGUUCACAUUUGGAAGACUCUUUCAAAUUAUAACUGUUGUUACAUGUUUGCAGUUUAUUCAAGACUGCUAUGUACAUAGUGGACAAAUUAACUCCUUAAUUGAAACAUCUAGUCUGUCUAGAUGUUUAGAAGUGCCCGUUGUAUGUUAAAUGUAGAGGUAGUAAAAUACCACUUUGUAAAGAUCUUUUUGCUAACAUUCAUAGGAAAUACUUUUGGAAAUUGAAUUGCGAAGCUACCUUUGUAAGCAGUAUAGUAAUGUCUAUACUUGUUCAGUGGUUUAGAGGAGGUGGGAGGGAAGAAAUUGCAAAAGGUAAUUUACCUUUUAUAUUUUAUACUAGUGUGUUCAUACUUGGACAUUUUCAGACAACAUUUUUCUGUAUAUUUUGUGCAUUUUGUUUUGCUCUGUAUAUAGCGUAUAUAAUGGACAAAUAGUCCUAAUUUUUCAACAUCUAGUCUCUAGAUGUUAAAGAGGUUGCCAGUGUAUGACAAAGUAGUAAAAUUAGCAUAUUUUGUAUGCUUUGUGUUGAAAUUCAUAGGAAGACUUGUCUUCUGUAAAUGACUUUUGCAUAGGAAUUUGUUCAGCCAUCUCUAAGCAUUACAUGUUCCUGUACUUGUCCCCUGGAUUGAAGGCAGAGAAGGAAGGGAGGAGGGAAUGAUUCAAGGCCAAAAUGGCCACAUUUAGAAGAUACCUUAGAUGAUAACCAUUGUUAUGUGUGUGCAAUUUUAUUUAACAGUGCUGUGUAUGUGGUGGACAAGUUAUAUGAAAUAUCUAAGUCUUUCUAGAUAUUUGGAAGGAAGUGCUUGAUGUAUUUAAAAGUGGUAGUAGAAUAACACUUUCUGUAAAUAGCUUUUAAAAACUGAUGGGAAAUGUUGUUUGGAAGUGGAAUUGUUGAACCACCUGGGAGGUGGGAGGGAAGAAAUUGCAAAAGGUGUUUUGCCGUUGUUUAUUAGAAAAUUUCAGCUUAAUCCAUUGCCUGUAUGUUACAUGCAUUUCAUUUAACUUUGCUGUACUGUAUAUAUUGUGUAUAUACUGGACAAAUGAGUCCCGAUUUUGUAAUAUCUAGUCUCUAGAUAUUAAAGAGGUUGCCAAUGUAAAAACAAAACAAACAAACAAAAAAAAUUGGAAAGCAAAUCACCUAAACGUUAGAGGGAAAAAAACCAGAGUUGCCUAAGAAAUCUUAUCGCAGUGUUCAAUGUCAGAUGACAGUGCUAGAAUGUGUCUAUAGACUUUUGAGGGAAAAAAAUACGAACUCCAGAUUUUAUAUCAGCCAGAUAAUUUACAUACAUAAACAUAGCAGAAUGAGAUUCACUAAUGAACAAAAACUAAGUGAAGAUGGAAUUUAUGAGUAUGUGUGUAAAAAUUGGUUGAUAAUGAAGCCAGUCAAAAAAAUGAAAUGCAUGAAAUAAAAACAUCGGGAAGGAAGAAGCUGUAAUUGAUAGUGGGCAUGAAAUUCAUUCAAAUGUAGAACUAAUGUACCUGAGACAGAGUAGGAAAUAGAAGGUAAAUAUUAACGAUAGUAACAAUGUAAGAAUGAUGGUAAAUAUUUUAGAAGUUAAUUUGUGAAGGAAGUAGGAAAAAUUUAAGAGCACAAACUUUUUAAUCUGUCAUAGGAAGAAAUAAUGAUAUACUUUCUAAAAUUCAUAAAUAAAAAACAUUUCUUUAGAAAUAAA